AUGGAGACUAAGAUGAGUAUUAUCAUUAGGAAGGAUGUUGAUGUUCUUAUUGGAAAGGAAUGGGAUUUCUAUCAUUUUCCUGUGGUGGGUCUUUCUGGUGGCAUCUUAGUGUUAUGGAAUACGAAGAUUGGGAACUUUGUGAUUACUGAUACUUCUUCACAGGUGAUUGUGGGAGAUUUAUCUAUCCCUAGAAUGGGAUCUUUGAGGAUUGCUACUGUGUAUGGUAGUAGAUAUUGCAAGGAGUGUGAAACUCUUUGGAGCUUAUUGAAUAAAUGUAUGGUGAGCUCUAAUCCUUCUAUCAUUGGGGGAGAUUUUAAUUGUGUGCUUAAUAAAGAUGAGAAAAGAGGUGGUAAAAGAUUCCUUUUUACCAAAGGACCUAGAGAUAUGAAGGAUUUCAUGACUAGUUGUGACUUUCACGAUGUGGGGAUUAUUUGUCCAAGGUAUACAUGGUGUAAUAAUAAGGAAGGGACAUCUAGGAUUUGGGAGAGGCUUGACAGAUGUCUGUUGAAUUCUACUGCUCUAAAAUUGCUUCCUUCGGCUGCUACUAGGCAUCUUGCAAGGGUGGCUUCGGAUCAUAGUCCUAUUACCUUCAAUGUCAACGAAAAGGAGCAUAUAAAGUCUAAAAUCAUUAGAUUUGAAGAUACUUGGAGGAUGUAUACAGCGGCUAGAAGCAUUGUUUAUCACUCUUGGAUGAAGAAUGACUUUGGGGAGGAAGGUAUGGUUCUACAAAGGAAUAUUAAUAGAACAUUGAAAGCUAUUUUCUUUUGGAGUAAAAGCAAAUGCAAAGAUCUAAAUGAACUUAAAGUAAAGCUGAAGAUGGAAAUUCUUGAAUUACAAUCUAAAGAAGCUGUGGGGAAUGAUUGGUCAGCUCAAGACCUGAUUUUACUUAGAAGUAAAAUUCAUGAACUUAAUGUUACCUUGGAGAGGUUAGCUACAUGGUGGAAUUUAAGAGCUAAAGAAAGGUGGCUUGAGGAAGGUGAUUAUAAUUCCAAUUUGUUUCAUAAUUUUGCUACGGCUAGAAGGAAUGGUAAUAGUAUAAACCAAAUUAGAGAUGCUUACAAUAUGAUGCAAAUUGAAGAAGAGGAAAUUGAAAAGAAGAUAAAUGAUGAGGAUAUCCAGGUUCUUAGCUCAGAUUUCUUGGUGAUGGAGCUUAAGAAGUCAGUUUUCCAGCAAGGGAACAAUCGUUCCCCAGAUUGGAAAGACACUUUAAUUGUUUUGAUUGCAAAAGUAAAGAAUCCUUUGCUUCCUUCCAAUUACCGUCCUAUUAGCCUGUGUCAGACGAAUUACAAGGUUGUAGCUACUAUGCUAGGGAAUAGAUUGAAGAUGUGUAUGCCCAAGCUGAUUACUGAGGAACAAAUGGCUUUUAUUUCUGGGAGAUCUAUCUCUGAGCACUGUCUCUUGGCACAGGAGAUUUUACACAAGUUCAAAGUUUACAGAAAUAGGAAGGGGAUGAUGGCUUUGAAGCUUGAUAUGGAGCAAGCUUGGGAUAGCAUGGGAUGGCCUACUCUUGAUCACAUCCUCAAAUGGUAUGGUUUCCCUCCUGGAUAUGCUAAUCUUAUUAUGGAAUGCAUUACUGAUGUGAGGUUCUCUAUUAUCAUAAAUGGGAGGAAUUCUAAAUGGAUUAUGGCUCAUAGUGGCUUUCGUCAAGUCUCUAAGGAUAUUGCUAAGGAGGUGAAGAGUAUUGUGGAUGACUUUUGUAAUUGGACUGGGCAAAGGAUCAAUACACAUAAAUCUCAAAUUAUUUUCGGAAAUAUUGUUAGUAAUCAUAUGAGAAAAAAGGUUACUAAAGUUUUGAGCUUCAAAGUUGUCAAGGAGAUGAGCUAUCUUGGGAUAAAGUUAUCUCUUAAUCGGUUGAGGGAAACAAAUUUUCAUGAUAUUUUAACUAAUAUGAUGGAUAGACUCAAUACUUGGGGGAAGAAAUUUUUUUCUUUGGGUGGUAAGGUUACUCUUAUCACUAGCUCUCUUUUGACCAUGCCUAACAUCUUAAUAACACACUCCAUGAUCCCUAAGAAGGUGUUGCUUACUUUGGAAAAACUUUGUAAAAGUUUUAUUUGGGAUAAACAUGAUGGUAGUCAUGGUAUUCACUACAUAGCUUGGGAUGAUCUAUGCAAACCAAGAAGUAUGGGAGGCUUGGGAUUACAAUCUCCAAUGCUGAAGGCUGGACCUUUAAGAGCAAAUCUGUCUUGGAAUUUUCUUCAAAAACCUAGUACAAUUUUUCAUAGAGCUACGAGAGCUAAAUAUGGGAAGAGUAUCUUGAAUGGUACUCAAAAUAAGGUCACUUAUAAAGCUUGGAAGAUCUUAUUAGAUGGUGGGAAAUUUCUUAAGAACAUUACUAGAUGGAAUGUUGGUAAUGGAAAAGAGUUCAAUGUGCUGAAUGAUAUAUGGAUCCUUGACAGAUGUAUCAACCAGUAG
Messenger RNA from Dendrobium catenatum, 2412 nucleotides. RefSeq lists its product as uncharacterized. Lineage: Eukaryota; Viridiplantae; Streptophyta; Magnoliopsida; Asparagales; Orchidaceae. The record is from RefSeq and is a predicted model, not a curated record. The coding region runs from base 1 to 2412 and encodes 803 amino acids. The transcript is spliced from 4 exons.